This is a messenger RNA of Tripterygium wilfordii, 1146 nucleotides long. RefSeq lists its product as uncharacterized. Gene Ontology annotation, molecular function: carbohydrate derivative binding; isomerase activity. Gene Ontology annotation, biological process: carbohydrate derivative metabolic process. The record is from RefSeq and is a predicted model, not a curated record. Lineage: Eukaryota; Viridiplantae; Streptophyta; Magnoliopsida; Celastrales; Celastraceae.
AUAAAAAUUUCAAUUUGAGUCACAAAAUGUUCUAAUUUUAAACAAUUAGGUCACUCCGGUCUAAUUUUGGCCAAUUUCUUAUCGGAAUUUGCUUACAUGUCACAAAAUUUUCAAUUUUUAAAAAAAUAAAAAUGACGUGUGGCAUAUUCUGCAAAAAAAAAAAAAUUUGAAAAAGAAAAAAAAAAGAAGAGGAUCUUCCACACAACGUCGUAACCUUAUUCCUCCAUAGGCAAAUCCGAAGCCACCGUCACUGUCUCUUUCUCCUCCGCCAUCUUCCUCUGGAAACACCACCACCCCCUUCCACCUCUACAACCUUCCUCUAGAGCCAGAUCCGGAGCCGCCACCACCCCUCUCUUCCACCUAUGCGACCUUCCUCCAAAGCCAGAUCCGGAACCACGCACUCCUGAAACUUCAAUAGAAGAGCUUCACUGGUACGCUUUUGAUCGUUGAUUUUUGAUUGUCGUUCUUGACUUUUGUUAUGAUUUAUUUUGGUGUGGAUUUUGGCCCUCUAUAUGCGUCUGGCCCACUUGGGUAUCUCAACCCACUUCGUCUUUGACAUAACCACGAGCCCGAUUACCAGCACCGACCUUCUCAUCGCCUUGGCUGGUCCCGGAGGAUUCUCCACCGUCGAUGCAAUAUGUUCCAUGGCGAGAUCCCGUGGCGCUAGAGUUCUGGUGUUAACAGCUCAGCCGGAGACGGGGUCAUGCGUGAAGCAUGUGAGGGUGUGCUAUGUGCCGACGCAGACCAUGGCGGAUGAUGAGGGUACUACUGGGGAGAAGAAAUCACGGCCGUUGAUGUCGAUGGGUAGCCUUUAUGAAGGGGCUAUGUUUGUGCUGUUUGAGGUGGUGGUGUAUCAGCUUGUUUGAGAGAAGGAUUUUGUAGAUAUUGGUGCUGGUGCAACUUUGGGAGAUGGAGAUCGUGAUGUGGCAAUAAAAAAUGACCAUUAAAGUUUAUUUUUAAAAAUAAAAAUGACAUGGAUUGGCCACAUCAUCGAAAAUGUUUGACAUAUGUCACCUAAUUGACAUGUAAGCAAAUUCCGAUAAGAAAUUGAUUGGAAUUAGACCGGAGUGAUCUAAUUGUUUAAAAUUAGAACAUUGAGUGAUCCAAAUUGAAAUUUUUAUCUUUGCGUAACCUAAUUGUAAACGG